Molecule: messenger RNA, 466 nt
Organism: Belonocnema kinseyi
Lineage: Eukaryota; Metazoa; Arthropoda; Insecta; Hymenoptera; Cynipidae
Product: histone H2B
Exons: 1
Coding region: 44-415 (123 amino acids)
Cellular component (GO): nucleosome
Molecular function (GO): DNA binding; structural constituent of chromatin; protein heterodimerization activity
Source: RefSeq, a predicted model, not a curated record
UAGAAUUUUCGAACAGUACAGCAGUCUGUACACGAAGUUUGCGAUGGCACCUAAAACUAGUGGAAAGGCAGUGAAGAAGGCUGGUAAAGCCCAAAAGAACGUCACGAAGACUGACAAAAAGAAGAAGCGUAAGAGGAAGGAAAGUUACGCAAUCUACAUCUACAAAGUCCUAAAGCAGGUUCAUCCUGAUACUGGAGUUUCCAGCAAGGCAAUGAGCAUCAUGAACAGCUUUGUCAACGACCUCUUCGAACGUAUUGCUGCUGAGUCUUCCCGCUUGGCUCAUUACAACAAGAGAUCCACCAUCACAUCUCGGGAAAUCCAGACUGCUGUCAGGCUUAUUCUUCCUGGUGAACUUGCGAAACACGCUGUCUCUGAGGGCACCAAGGCUGUGACCAAAUACACCAGCUCCAAAUAAAUGAUAUUUUAAAUCUUGCUGGCAUUAACAAUCGGCCCUUUUCAGGGCCAA